Drosophila serrata is the source of this 1122-nucleotide messenger RNA. It is a transcript of the gene E(spl)m3-HLH, whose product is annotated as Enhancer of split m3, helix-loop-helix. The record is from RefSeq and is a predicted model, not a curated record. Gene Ontology annotation, biological process: regulation of DNA-templated transcription. Gene Ontology annotation, molecular function: DNA binding; protein dimerization activity. NCBI's taxonomy places the organism in Eukaryota, Metazoa, Arthropoda, Insecta, Diptera, Drosophilidae.
UGUUGAACGCACCACAGUGCAGCAAUCUCGUAGAUACCCAUAUGAAACCGAUCGAAAUCGGACGUGAUAAUGUGCCGUCGAGCGAUCUAAGAAAGCCAAAAGAACAGUCCUUCGAAGAGCUAAAUUGAACAGGAAAGCCACCAAACCGAUCAUGGUCAUGGAGAUGUCCAAGACGUAUCAGUACCGCAAGGUGAUGAAACCGCUGCUGGAGCGCAAGCGCCGGGCCAGGAUCAACAAGUGUCUGGAUGACCUCAAGGAUUUGAUGGUGGAGUGUCUGCAGCAGGAGGGGGAGCAUGUGACGCGGCUGGAGAAGGCCGACAUCCUGGAGCUGACCGUGGACCACAUGCGGAAGCUGAAGCAGCGCGGUGGUCUCUCCCUGCAGGCAGUAGCCGGAGGCAAUAGUCCGCCCAGCGCCACCAGCACCGCCCACGUGGAGUCCUUUCGUUCCGGCUACGUACAUGCCGCCGAUCAGAUUACACAGGUCCUGUUACAAACUCAGCAAACCGAUGAGAUUGGUCGCAAGAUUAUGAAAUUUCUCUCGACGCGACUAAUUGAGCUGCAGACGCAGUUACUCCAGCAGCAGCAACAGCAACAACAUCAGCAACAACAACAGCAAUCUCUGGGUCGAUUAUCCUUCCCGCUGCUGGGUGGGUAUGGACCGACGGCCGCCUCUGCCGCCGCCAGCUACGGUGCCUUCCUAACCGGCAAGGACGAACUGAUCGAUGUGACCUCCGUCGACGGUGCCGCUAUGUCCGAGACGGCGUCGGUUAGUUCGCAGGAGUCCGGCGCCUCGGAGCCCGUCUGGAGGCCGUGGUAACGCCCUCUAGAUCCUAUCUUAGUAUUACGACCGCAACCCAAAAAUGGCUAUUAACCGUUCAAGCAACAGGAUCCGUUGUCUUCCAAAGUAAAUCAUAACAAACAAAGUAAGUUUUGUGGUCGAUUUGCUAAUCGUCCUCAGAAUUGGUUUUGAAAUACUUCUAGUUUUAGCUACGAUAAUUGUUUUAAUCUCAACUGUGAUAUAAAUAAUGUACGAUGAUCGAUCCAGUUAAUAUUUUCAAGUGCGCUGAUUUCCUACUGCAAAUGUUUCCUAAGUUUAUUAGUUCGUUGCGCUCUCUUAAUUGU